Messenger RNA from Cavenderia fasciculata, 1275 nucleotides. RefSeq lists its product as uncharacterized. The record is from RefSeq and is a predicted model, not a curated record. The coding region runs from base 1 to 1275 and encodes 424 amino acids. The transcript is spliced from 2 exons. NCBI's taxonomy places the organism in Eukaryota, Evosea, Eumycetozoa, Acytosteliales, Cavenderiaceae.
AUGGAGAUAGAUACAUCAAAGUUAUUAGUGACUCAGUUGAAAACGAAUCUAAGAAAAUUAGGACUAUCAACAACUGGAACAAAGCCAGUAUUGCUUGAAAGACUAAACAAAUAUCUAUUUGAACAACAGCAACAACAAAAGAAGAAGAUAACAAACAAAGAAGAGGAAGAAGAAGAAGAAGAAAGUUAUGAUGAUGAUGAUGAUGACGAAAGCGACAAAGAAAAUGAUUACAAGAAGAAUUAUAAAGCAACAUUAAGUAACAGUAGUGACGAUGAUGAUAGUAGCAAUGAUGAUGACAACCAAGACGAUGAUGUAACUAGUUGUUUCUCUAAAUUGACAAUCACCAAACCUUCAUUCUUCCAACCAAUAUCACAAAAUAUAAAGGAAAAAGAAAAUGAUGAUGAUGAUGAAGAGGAGGAAGAUGAAGAGGAAGAGGAGGAAAUAGAUGAAUCACAACAAGAAAAAGAAGAAAAUGAAGAAAAUGAAUCAAAGGAAUCAGAGGAAUCAGAGGAAUCGGAAGAAUAUGACAAGGAUAUAAAAUAUAGUCAUAAAGAUACAUGUUAUGAAAAGAUAAUACCAAUUGAUGAAAAGAAGGAAAAUAGAUGUUUGGAAUUAGACAGUAGUACAGUGUUGAGAUUAUCAAGUAAUCUUCUCGACCAUACCGGCACAGACAAUGAAACCACCAUCCUUACAUUACCAGCCAAAAAGAUGAUGGCCAAGGUCCUCAAAGAUCUACGUCACCACACCUUUUCAUCUGUAUUAAAAUGUGCCAAACAACAUGUACAACAACAAGUUGAUGAUUGUAGUGGAAAACUCAAGUUGGUCGACGAUGAAAGUAUUCCAUCGUUAUUGAUAGACAGUACCAUUAUCAGGGACUGUGCCAGAGAGUGUUAUGGAAAUGGUGAUAAUUUGGUAUCGAAAAUCAUUCAAAAAUGGAAUAGCAAUCCGAAAUGGGAAAGUUAUGGAUCAGUGUUGCCGACCAUUGCUAGCAAGUCAACACUAAUCAAUCGAUGGUCAAUUGUCAACCAUGCAGACAACUUUUUCAACAAUGCCAAAACCUCUGUAAAUAUAACGUACCAAGCCUAUUUAUUCAUGACCAUUGCCAUUGAAAUCGUAAUGAAUAGUAUUUAUAAUGACAUUAUCGUCAAUUCUUCAACCAAAGAUAUUGGACUAGCAACACUAAAGAAAUCAUUGGAAAGUACAAAGUACAAUCAUGUAUUUAGACACUAUGAUUAUUCUGAAUUUAAAGAUUAUGCAUGGAAUCCAACCAACUAA